AUGACCAAAUUCUACACUUCCUUUGGAUCCGCUGUGGCUUCGCUAUUUGUCGCUGGUGCCUUGAUGGCAUCCACCGUUCCAAAUCUUAUCUCCGCCGCCCCAGUCACCACACCUCGAGACAUGAGUAUGUUCAAGCGAGAGGUUUGGUCUCCGCCAAUCACGAGUCCCACCGCCGGUGAUAUUUUGCAAGUCGGUCAAUCGUUCACUGUGACUUGGGAUACUUCGGCUGAGCCGGAUCAAGUUACAAGUUAUGAAGGUACUUUGCUGCUGGGACAUAUGAAUAGCUCUGGUAGCAAUGAGAAUCUUGAUACGAAAUACCCCCUCGCGACCGGCUUCGACUUGCGGGAUGGAUCGCACACGAUUGUCGUUCCGGAUGUUCCCCCGCUUGAGUCCUACAUUAUUGUCCUGGUUGGCGAUUCCGGUAACGCCAGCCCAGAAUUCACGAUCGUGCACAACAGCACCACGAAACCCGCCGACGCCAUGGAGUACGAUGAGACGAAGUAG
Messenger RNA from Stereum hirsutum FP-91666 SS1, 504 nucleotides. RefSeq lists its product as uncharacterized. Lineage: Eukaryota; Fungi; Basidiomycota; Agaricomycetes; Russulales; Stereaceae. The coding region runs from base 1 to 504 and encodes 167 amino acids. The record is from RefSeq and is a predicted model, not a curated record. The transcript is spliced from 4 exons.